CCGCGGGGCCCUGCCCGCCCGCGGGGAGAGGCGCCGCCCUGGCCGGAGCGCGCCCCGCGGCUCCCUGGGCCCGCAGCGAUGAGCCGGAGGGGGCUCCCGGCCGCACCGCCACACUGCCGCCCCUCCUGCCGGCCCCCACGGCUUCCUCCGCUGCCCCCCGGCCGCAGCCCAAGAAGCCGCCGGCGGCCGCCUCGGCUCCCAAGAAGGCAGCCCCGCGGCCCGCGGAGGAGAAGGCGCCGAGGAAGACGCGGGGAGCGCCCCCGGAGCGGCCGGGCCCCCUCUCCAGCUCCUGGCCCUGCUCGUCCCUGCAGCGGCCUCCGCCGCGGAGGCCGCCGACCGAGCGGGGAGCGCGGCCCCAGCCCGCCCCGCCGCAGCCGCGGGGGCGCCCGGGGGCGGGCAGCCGCUCCUGCGAGAGCCUCGGCGGGGGGCCGGGGGAGGCGGCGGGGCGCUUCUCUCUCAGCCUGCCCCCGGAGGCGAUCCGGGUGCUGCAGCGCCGCAGUCUGGAGCGGCAGCGGGGGCAGAUCACCCCCGCGCCCGGAGGCAGAGCGGUCCUGGCCCGGCGCGGUGGCGGCGACCUGCGCGCCCUGCUGAAGGUUUCGCUGCUCAACGACCAGCACCGCUACGACGACGAGGAGUACGAGGAAGAGGAGGAGGCGGGAGCCGCAGCGGACGAGGGACUGGUGCGGAAAUGCACUGAGUGGCUGCGCGGCGUG
Neopelma chrysocephalum (saffron-crested tyrant-manakin) is the source of this 713-nucleotide messenger RNA. RefSeq names its product translation initiation factor IF-2-like. The transcript has a single exon. Lineage: Eukaryota; Metazoa; Chordata; Aves; Passeriformes; Pipridae. The coding region runs from base 79 to 591 and encodes 170 amino acids. The record is from RefSeq and is a predicted model, not a curated record.